This is a messenger RNA of Trichoderma asperellum CBS 433.97, 1527 nucleotides long. RefSeq lists its product as uncharacterized. The record is from RefSeq and is a predicted model, not a curated record. NCBI's taxonomy places the organism in Eukaryota, Fungi, Ascomycota, Sordariomycetes, Hypocreales, Hypocreaceae.
AUGGCCAUCGCCCUCUGGCCAUCGGUCCUCUCAUACCUCGCCUUUGUCUCAGCAUUCGCCCCGGACAAGAACUUUGUCGUCGCUGUGGUGUCUUGGCUCUCCCUACUCCGGUACUGGAAGCCCUGGGCUGCCGCGACGGCUGACCUACGUCAUGAAGUCGAUCUCGCGAUUGACUUCAUAUUUCUCGCGUGGUUCUGGAUGGGCGUUCCAGUCAUUGUCAUGACAAUCUGGUUCGGCCUGAAGGGGGUUCUUUGUCUUGCCGCCAACGAAAUAGUCCGCCGAAUCCAUGAAGCCAUGGAGUUCGAAUUCGACCUCACGGACUACAUCGUCAAAUGCUACUGCCCCAUGGAGCUUGGGUCCACCGGCGAUCGCGUCGUGGCCCAUCAGAUGGCAGCCUCCAGAACUCCAAAUCUCGUUCUCGUCUUACGCUCGCGCCCUCCCCUGCUCGGCCUCAACAGUGCUGGUCUUGAGGUUAUCCAUCGGGGUAAACGAUCGCGCCGCUCGGUUAAGCCGUCCUUCACAGCGGAGGAGCUGCAGAGCCAAGAACGAUUUAAGAAGUUCGUAAAGGAGCGCGCCAGACAAAUCCUGGCAGCAAAGAAGGAUGGGAGAACCGCCGUUGAGCAACCGGUUAUCGAUCUGAAGCCGACAGCAUCCGACAGCCAAGAGCACGCUUCGCCUGCUCCAUCAGUGCCUCAGUCAAGAGAGACUCCGUCUUCUGCUUGGCCCACUGAUCCCGAGUCUGAGAACGUCGCCGACGACGUAACGAUUGCCAACGGACGAAUAGAGACCGAGGAACCCGCGGACCAGAAGGAGUCCAAAGGUGAAGGUCUGGUCGGACCCGGCCCGAAAGCACCAGAGCCCGAGACCUCAUCUGGGGUGGAAGGUAAUGGCUUGCUGGAGGGUGACGAAGACAGCCGAGCUGAGGAACUGGAAAUCUCGCAUGAGAAGGAAGGUGAAAGCUCCGCCGAGGAACCCAAGUCCUCAUCUAGGGAGGAGGGUGAAGGCCUGCUGUACGAAGUCGACCCAGCCAACGACCCCGAGAUCUCAUUUGAGGUGGAAGGCGAGGCUUCGUCGAGAGCCACGGUACCCGAAGCGGCCCAGGAACUGGAGACCUCGUAUGAGGAGGAAGGUGAAAGCCUGCUGAACAUCGACAUAGCCGCAACCGAGGAACCUGAGACCUCAAUGGAGGUGGAUGGUGAAGGUUGGUCCACCAUUGUGUCUGUCGCGGAGUCGUCGUUUUACGAUGGGCUCCCAGUCACCGGUGGCAACGAGGACGAGACCUCCUAUGGGGUGGACUCCGACGUUGAGAUGGCUGAUGCCGAGACCCUCGCGGGAAUGGCGGUACCAAGGCCAUUAUAUGAUCUGUGUUGGGACAAUUCCAACUCCCAGGAAACCAUCCUGCCAUUGGAAGUUGCCGCGACAUGGUCUUCUGCUAGCCAGGAGCCUGUCAGCUGCGAUGAAACCCGCGGAUGGUUGGACGUGUCGCCUGCUCUCCAGAGCGCUCAGACUGUCGUCGAGGCCCAGUAG